CGGCCUUCUCUCCUCCCGCCCCUGCAGCAUCCCAAGCGGACCUUUUGAAGUUAACGUAUUUGGGUGAAGGCCUGAGUAGCCCCACUCAGUUUGCCAGUCUGGGCCUUGACAGAAGAACUUGCCGCAGAGUGAAGAGAUCCAUUGUCCUGGCUGAAAAGUGACCUGAAGAGAUGGAAGAGCAGGAAUUAUUUGGUCCUGAAUCAGGAGAAGGACCUCCUACCAUUCACGCUGGUAAGAGUGAGGAAUUCUGGGUGAGAUCUGCACCAGAGACCCCACAUAAGGACACCACCAGCUCAGACACAGAGUGCCAGCGCUUCAGGCACUUUUGCUACCAGGAGGCCGAGGGGCCCCGAGGGGUUUGCAGCCGACUCCACCAUCUUUGCUGUCAGUGGCUGAAGCCGGAAAGGCACAGCAAGAAGGAGAUUCUGGACCUGGUGAUCCUGGAGCAGUUCCUGACUGUCCUGCCCCCGGAGGUGGAGAGCUGGGUGAGAGAGUGCAGAGCAGAGACCAGUUCCCAGGCGGUGGCCCUGGCAGAAGGAUUCCUCUUGGGCCAGGCGGAGGCCAAGGACCAGGAAGGGCAGGGGCCUUUUGGAGGGACUGCUGAUUUCCCUGAGACUGAGAAGGAUCAACCAGAGUCCAGACACAGGCCACUCUUUGGGGCGAUCCCAUUGGAGGGUGAUGGAAGUGCCACCCCACUGGGUAGUGGAAGGACGCUGCCUGCUUGUUGCAGGCCUCUUUAUGAGAGAACGAAGGCAUCAUUGUUGCAGUCAGAUCAGGGUCUGGUGACCUUUGAGGAUGUGGCUGUGUGCUUCUCAGAGGAGGAGUGGGCUUUGCUGGAUCCGGGCCAAAAGACUCUGCACAAGGAAGUCAUGGCGGAGAAUUGUAGGAACCUGGCCUCUCUGGAGACAGAGAGCAACGGAUUGGGAAAACAGCGCAGAAGGAAAAAUAAAACUAAACUGCAAGUGAGGAACGAAUCUACUGUUUUUGAAUAUUCCAAUUUCCAUGGAAUUCCAGACCCAAAAGGAAGUCACACAGAAAGCAAAGGGAAUAUAUUCCCUGUAUAUGCAAAAAUCUCAAAUGAUAAAGCAAAUCUUGGAUGCCAUGAUAAAAUAAGAAACAGGGAGAAGAUGUUGAAAUCAGCAAUGUGUAGAAAGAGUUUGAGUCCAAGCAACAUCUUUAUUUUACAUAAAAGACAGGACUCAGAGGAAAAGCAACACAAAUGUUUAGUGUGUGGAAGGAGCUUUAGUCAGACUUUAAGCCUUGCUUCACAUCAAAGAAUCCAUACUGGGGAGAAACCAUAUCAGUGCUCAGAGUGUGGAAGGAACUUCACUUGGAGAAAAAACCUAGUUUCCCAUCAAAGAAUCCACACUGGAGAGAAACCAUAUCAAUGCUCAGACUGUGGAAAAAGUUUCAGUCAUAGCUCAAAUCUUGCUUGCCAUCGAAGAAUUCAUACUGGAGAGAAACCAUAUCAAUGCGCAGACUGUGGAAAGAGCUUCUGUGACAACUCAAGCUUUGCUUUCCAUCGAAGAAUCCACACUGGGGAGAAACCAUAUCACUGUUUAGAGUGUGGAAAGAACUUCAGUCAUAGCUCAAACCUUGCUUCCCAUCGAAGAAUCCACACUGGGGAAAAACCAUAUCAGUGCUCCCAGUGUGGAAAGAGCUUCAGUGAACACUCAAGCCUUGCUUCCCAUCGAAGAAUCCACACUGGGGAGAAACCAUAUCAGUGCUUAGAAUGUGGAAAGUCCUUCAUUGAUAAUUCAAGCCUUGUUUCCCAUCAAAGAAUCCACACUGGGGAGAAACCAUAUCAGUGCUCAGAAUGUGGAAAGAACUUCAGUUACAGCUCAAAUCUUGCUUCCCAUCGAAGAAUCCACACUGGGGAGAAACCAUAUCAAUGUUCUGCAUGUGGCAAGAGCUUCACUCAGAGAUCAAACCUUGCUUCCCAUCAAAGAAUCCAUACUGGGGAGAAACCUUACCAAUGCUCAGAGUGUGGCAAGAAUUUCAAUGACAACUCAAGCCUUGCUUCCCAUCGAAGAAUCCACACUGGAGAGAAGCCAUAUCAGUGCGUAGAGUGUGGAAAGAACUUCAGUCGCAGUUCAAAUCUUGCUUCCCAUAGAAGAAUCCACACUGGGGAGAAACCAUAUCAGUGCUCAGAUUGUGGAAAAAGUUUCAGUGAAAACUCAAGCCUUGCUUCCCAUCGAAGGAUCCAUACUGGGGAGAAACCAUAUCAGUGCUCAGAGUGUGGAAAGAGUUUCAAUGUAAACUCAAGGUUUGCUUCCCAUCAAAGACUCCACACUGGAGAGAGACCGUAUCAGUGUUUAGAGUGUGGAAAGAGUUUCAGUUGCAAUUCAAACCUUGCUUCCCAUCGAAAAAUCCACACUGGGGAGAAACCAUAUCAGUGCUCAGACUGUGGGAAGAGCUUCAUUCAGAGAUCAUACCUUUCUUCGCAUCAAAAAAUCCACACUGGGGAGAAACCAUAUCAAUGCUCAGACUGUGGAAAGAGCUUCAACAACAAAUCAAGCCUUGCUUCCCAUCGAAGAAUCCAUACAGGGGAGAAACCAUAUCAGUGCUCAGUGUGUGGAAAGAGCUUCAGUCGCAGCUCAAUCCUUGCUUCCCAUCGAAGAAUCCACACUGGAGAGAAACCAUAUCAAUGCCCUGAGUGUGGAAAGAGCUUCAUUCAAAGCUCAAACCUGACUUCCCAUAGAAAAAUCCAUACUAGGGAGAAGCCCAGAGCAGUGUUUUCCAGCCUUUUUUCCAUGGAGGAAUACCUAAGUUAAUUUUUCAAAUCCUACAGAAUCUCUACUCAUGAAAACAUUUACAAGCCAGAAAAAGUUGAUGGCAGGGAGCUCUAUUCAAUUACUGCUAAAUUAUUGUUAAGAAAAUUUAUUUGUAAGGAGCUGCUAUAUACAUCAGCUUACAUUGUAAGAAAAAAA
Eublepharis macularius is the source of this 2930-nucleotide messenger RNA. Its product is annotated as zinc finger protein 345-like. The transcript is spliced from 6 exons. Bases 171 to 2774 code for a protein of 867 amino acids. The record is from RefSeq and is a predicted model, not a curated record. Gene Ontology annotation, biological process: negative regulation of transcription by RNA polymerase II. Gene Ontology annotation, molecular function: DNA-binding transcription repressor activity, RNA polymerase II-specific. Lineage: Eukaryota; Metazoa; Chordata; Lepidosauria; Squamata; Eublepharidae.